UCAUAAAAUUGUAUAACAUGUCACGCGAAGAUCAUAACAUUAUUGCAUAUUUGUUAGGUGUGUUCCAAAAUUAGAAGAGUUGUCAUUUAAUACGCAACAAUAGCAACCCUUUUGGAAAAUGAAAUUCAAUACUUUGAAACUGGAUAUUUUAUGUUACGUGGUACUUUUCCUAGUAUGCACUGGACUGGUCCUAUUCGUGGACGUUAUCCUAGUCAACUUAGACAACUUAAAAUCGAACAUAACGAUGCAGAAUCAACCUAUCAACAAAAAAUCCUUCGAUUUCCUCAUUGAGACAGUAGGAUGCAGAAUACCAUUCAUGAAACCGUAUGACAACAGCAUUAAACAAUUCAUAACAGCCCCGAAAAUGCCGAUAUGCAACAAAGGGAUUCCACCACUGUUUCAAGCGAACCUCACGACGAUCUUUCUCGACAACUCUUCUUUGCCCGCUUACAAUAUUUCGGAUCAAAACCAGUUGCAGUGCUGUUACAAGGCGUUUUGGAGGAAAGAGCCUAAGGAAGAUGAGAACGACAACAAAAUCCAGUACUCCGACAGUUGCUAUGGUUUCAAUAACAGCAUCAAGAUAGAGGAGGAAUUUAUCGAAGUUAGCUGUAAGUACAGAAACGCCGGCAUAUACAGAGACAUGUUCUCGUUCGUUCCUCUGAAGAACACGACCAAUACCACCAGACCAAAGACCCCGAGCGUUCUUGUUGUAGGCCUGGACGCUGUCUCUAGAUUGAACCUUCAUCGACAAAUGCCGCAGACCGUCGGGGUUUUACAGACAAUGGGAGCGGUGGAACUCCUCGGUUACAACAAAGUUGGCGACAACACAUUCCCUAACCUCAUCCCAGUCCUCACUGGGAUGACUGAGGAAGAACUUGUAGCCUCCUGCUGGCCCAGUUCUGAACACCAUUUCGACAACUGCUCUUUCGUCUGGAAGGAGUACAAGAGAAGGGGAUACACGACGGCCUAUGGGGAGGACGCUUCGUGGAUGGGCUUAUUUAAUUACGAGAGGAGAGGGUUUCAGAAGCAGACUGUCGAUUACGCUUAUAAUUACUUCAACAGGUGGAGCGAGGAGAAAAUAGGAAACUCGCACAAUAUGAACGUCAAUGAGUGUGUCGGGGGAAGAUUAGUUUACAGAGAUUUGCUAGAGUAUAUCAAUAAAUUCGCGACAGUCAUGGACCUAAAUAACCUCCCCUACUUCGGUUUCUUCUGGGGAGCCAGCAUUUCUCACGAUUACCUCAAUCAGCCCAAACUGGCUGAUCCUAUCUACAGGUCCUUCUUCAGGAGCCUCAAGGAUGAAGGACACCUGGAAAACACCGUUUUGAUCUUCAUGAGCGACCACGGCAUUAGAUGGGGUGGAAUACGCCAAACCUUCCAAGGGCGGAUGGAAGAGAGACUGCCCUUCGUCUUUAUCCUCCUGCCUGACUGGUACAAGAGCCAGCAACCGAUGGGGUACCGGAACCUCAGAAAGAAUUCGAAAAGGCUUACCACUCCUUUCGACUUGCACGAAACCUUGGUGGAUUUGACAGAUCCAUACGAGUUGAAGGAAGAUUCAUGGAACAGAAAAGAGCAGCAUAGAGGCGUCAGUCUCUUCAGGUCGAUAAGAGAGAACAGAACUUGCGGCGAGGCAGGAAUCGUGCCCCAUUGGUGCACCUGCCAGCGAAGCACCGAAAUCGGCGUUGAUAUGCCAGAAGUGCUGAAAGCGGCAUCCUUUGCUGUGGAGAACAUGAACCAGCAGUUAGUAGGCUAUGCCCAGUGCUCCCGCUUGAGGCUAGAUCUUGUGCUCAAUGCUCGGUUGAUGACGUAUGACGGAAAAAUAACUGAAGAUGAUGAUAAAACCGAAGACUACAUGCUGACGGUGAGGACUUUACCAGGAGAAGGUGUUUUUGAAGUUACUCUGAGAUAUAACACCAACUUGACGGGUAACUAUUCCAUUGUCGGUACGAUAAGUAGACUGAAUCUUUACGGGAAGCAGAGUUCUUGUAUAACGGACUUUCAUUUGAAACUCUAUUGUUUCUGUAAAAGUUUUCUUCGGUUAUAAAAUAUAUGUCUUUGUGCAUGAAACAAUAAAAUCAAGAAGUUGUUGGUUUCCUAA
Molecule: messenger RNA, 2095 nt
Organism: Leptinotarsa decemlineata (Colorado potato beetle)
Lineage: Eukaryota; Metazoa; Arthropoda; Insecta; Coleoptera; Chrysomelidae
Source: RefSeq, a predicted model, not a curated record